Messenger RNA from Lepisosteus oculatus (spotted gar), 2282 nucleotides. RefSeq names its product R-spondin 3 (gene rspo3). The record is from RefSeq and is a predicted model, not a curated record. Lineage: Eukaryota; Metazoa; Chordata; Actinopteri; Semionotiformes; Lepisosteidae.
AGGAGACAGCAGUAAGUUGAAGCCUCACAUCUCUGAGUAGAUCCCAGACUUAGUGAAUGGAAGUCAUGCUUUUGGAGUGCAAUACUCAAAAGAAGAGGAUAAGAAACUAAACAAAUUCGACGGUGGAUAAUUCAGACAUCAGAAUUUAUUAUACUAAGAAGAUGAAAUUCUAAUAAGAUCGAAGUUCUAAUAAGUGAUGGAAACUAAAUCUAAACACACACGGAGCUUUGUUGAAUAGAGCAUCUCACUAGCUGGACGAUAGAGAUUACUUGUCACUGAUGUUCAUACGGGUGGAAAUACUGAAAGAAGAAACUAAACCCAAGCCUCCUUACUUUGCUCCGAUUAGUCGCAAUUUAACACUUUUCAAGUCCUUCCCAAUAUUUUCCUAUUGGAUGGUGAAAGAAAACCACAGUUUCUAGGCAAUUGUAUAUUUUAAAGAUUUUUUUUUUCGUUUGCAGGAUACUAUCCAUAUAUACGUAUGGAUUUUAUUAUGUUUAUGACUUGAAAAUGUUACUUCUACAACGGUCACGGUGUUUUCGGACCCUUCUUGACAAUACUUCUCUUACAUCUAUGAUUUUUUGGGAGUUUUGCUUCUUUUGGGGAUAAAAAGGUAAAUCGACGGAUAAACUCAUUGAAGGUACUGAUAUAAACAGAAGAAGAACCAUCUCCAGGUUACUAUGCAAUUACGACAGUUAUCCUUUGUUUUGAUCUUCUUACAUUGUAUGGAAUACAUUGACAGCCAGCACGCCUCCAGAAGCAGGCAACAUAGACAAAAUCCUGGCGUUAGCCAUGGCUGCCAAGGGGGAUGUGCUACAUGUUCUGAUUACAAUGGAUGUCUGUCAUGCAAGCCAAGGCUGUUUUUUUUCUUGGAGAGAAAUGGGAUGAGGCAGACUGGAGUUUGCCUGCCCUCCUGCCCAAGUGGUUACUAUGGCACAAGGUCACCUGACAUAAAUAAAUGCACAAAAUGCAAAUCAGACUGUGAUGCUUGCUUCAACAAAAAUUUCUGCACCAGAUGUAAAGCUGGAUUUUAUUUAUAUAAGGGAAGGUGUCUAGAGAGUUGUCCAGAAGGACUGGGUCCCAAUGACCAACUGAUGGAAUGCACCACUAUUGAGUGCAAAGCUGAUUGUGAGUCCUGCUUCAACAAAAAUACAUGCACCAGAUGUAAAGCUGGUCUUUAUUUACAUCUAGGAAGAUGCCACCAUGUUUGUCCAGAUGGCUUUGAGCCAAAUGAUCGAUUAAUGGAGUGCAGUAUUAAAGUGCACUGUGAAGUGGGUGAGUGGAGCACAUGGAGCAACUGUUCUCGGAAAGGGAGGACCUGUGGUUUCAGAAAAGGAGAGCAACACCGGAGUCGAGAGAUCCUCCAACAUCCUUCUGCUCAUGGAGACCCCUGCCCAGUUACAAUUGAAAAGAGAAAGUGUGUUGUACAAAGGCAGAAAUGCGUAAAAGGGAGGAAGGGGAAAGGUGAGAGGAGAGGGCGACCUAACAGAAGGGAACAUCAGGACAGCAGACAAGAGGAAAGAGAUAUCCACAAUAGGGAGGACUCAGAGAACAAAAACAAGACUGAACAGAGGAGACGGAAAACACAAAACAAGGAACAGAUCUCUACAGCUGGGAGCACUGCACACUAACAGACUCACUGGAAUGUUAAAGACUGAAGAUGCUGCUAACUGUAUAAUUUAAAUAUAGACUUAAAUGCACAAGACAAGAAGAUGCCUGCACCUUUGAUUUGGUGCAAACUUUGAGGACAUCAACCUACUUCAUCUACUUUUAUUAUCCAAUUUGGAUGGCAAAUUUAAGAGUGAGUUAGAAACCACCUUUCCAGGCUUAAAGGAGCACAAUGGAGUGACAAAUUAUAAAUCCUUUGUGACCGAUGAGGUUCUUGUUAACUUUUUAUUUGGUGAGGCCCAGGUCCAUCACUACAUCAAGGUUUGAAUGUAGGUAUUGUGACUUUAUUUAGAGUUAUGUAGGUGUCUAAUAAUUGCUGAGUAAAUUAAAAUAAAAUGUGCUUAAUGUGUCAUUUACAUACAGACAACAGGAUUCUAUGACUGCAUGUUGAUAAAUAGUUUUGUGUGGCAAAAUAAAAAAGCAUCAUUUUAAUGAUGGUUUUUCUUCACAAAUGCACAAUAUUUUUCCCUGAGAUAUUUUUUUUCAAUGCCACAGAAAGAGAAAGCUUACCUUUUAGUUUAAAUAGGUACAUUGCCAAUGCAUUAUUUCAUGUGACAUGAAAAGCCACUAAACAAAUCAAAGCACCUGUAUGUCAAAUAAACUAUAUUGGAUUAAUA